AUGAAUCUCCACGCCAACUUUAUGCAACUCUGGUCGGCCAAGUUCCCCAGUUGCAGUGAUUCCAUUCCCCGACUGGACUGCCUCAAGGCUGAUCAGUUCCUCACCGUGAAUGAACAACGUGCCGCCCUCGAGAUCGCGCACUCUGAGGUGCUCUCCUCCACGGAGAACCUGCGGGCAGCUCUCACCCAACAGAUGUUCAUUGCUGACUACCUGCGC
Molecule: messenger RNA, 216 nt
Organism: Dibothriocephalus latus
Lineage: Eukaryota; Metazoa; Platyhelminthes; Cestoda; Diphyllobothriidea; Diphyllobothriidae
Source: the annotation of a GenBank genome assembly